AUGUUGCGCGUCGCUUGUUUCUUGGCCGUGGCUGGCACAGUCUCCGCUCAGCUGUCCUUCGACAAGAUGAAAUGCGGCCAGCUUACCUGCCAAUUCAAUGAAUACUGCUCCCCAGAAACGAAUAGAUGUGCCCCAUGCAGUACGGUCUGUAACAAAACCCACCACAACUACGACUUCGCUGUCUGCGCCAAAGAUUGUCAAGGAUAUCUCCUUGACGAGAGAUAUCUUCUGAAGACGGAGUAUGAAGUACCAACGUACGACUUUGGCAGUGCACAGCGACAAUCACAAGCGGCUCUCAUUGUAAGCGGAGUGGCUCUGGCGGUUUUGGUCCUCAUUUUGAUCAUCCUGUGCCGUGGAAGGGUAUCCUGGAGGUCAAUCAAGCAGAAGUUUCAACCGGCUAAGAAUCGGGUGAAGAAUUACCCCACGGACUUCACUCAUCACAAUCCGCACGCUGAACUGUCGAAGCCGAAGCCCGAGCUGAAACUGGAAAUUCGAAAUCCGGAGCCGCCGAAGCGAGCGAACGUGCAGCCGCUCAAUCCGCGCGACCUGGAAACCAGAACUUCGCAGACGGACAAGAGCCAGGGAGCCACCACACCGAAGACGAUCAGCACUGCCAUAAGCACCAGGCACCCGGCCGAAGACACCACUCUCGACUUCUCCUACGACAACAUGGGCAUGAACGUAACACCUCCCGAGCAGCCAGCGACUAGUCACAAAUUC
Iphiclides podalirius (scarce swallowtail) is the source of this 720-nucleotide messenger RNA. The record is from the annotation of a GenBank genome assembly. NCBI's taxonomy places the organism in Eukaryota, Metazoa, Arthropoda, Insecta, Lepidoptera, Papilionidae.